AUGAGGGCAAGUUGGUUACCGGUUGGAUGUGUCAAGACAGGAUUUGGUGGAAUGGAAAACACUCGAUCCCUAGCGAUCAUUACAAGCAUCACGUCAAUAUUCUUCCCGCCAAACCUCAUUUCAGGAUUGCGAAUAUCGUGUCUAAUGGGCGCGUACGAAGAGGGAACUCCGGAAAGCAUUCAUACGAUCCCGAUAACAAUCGAGGAAGAUGAUUAUUUCCAUUCCCUGGAGCAAUCUGUUGAUCUAUCUAGACCAUCAUGUGAGCGACAAGAUCAACGCAUGACUGUGAAUUUGAAUGCUACGAAUGAGGAGAAAAAUACUCGAAUCACACCAGAACUCAUCUCUCCCCCUCUUCAUGAUCAGAAUUAA
Molecule: messenger RNA, 369 nt
Organism: Botrytis porri
Lineage: Eukaryota; Fungi; Ascomycota; Leotiomycetes; Helotiales; Sclerotiniaceae
Exons: 2
Coding region: 1-369 (122 amino acids)
Source: RefSeq, a predicted model, not a curated record